AUGUAUGACAUUCGAACGAACGGUAUAUUUCUAAUAGCUCUUAACUACAUGCCAGAUACGACUGGAGAAUUAGUUGAGAAAAAGUUGACUUACAGUAGCCGGCAAUGGCAAGCGAUGUUUAAUGUACUCAUGCAUAUCGAUGAAAUGAAGAGAUUCUGUUUCCCACUGAUACGAUUUCUCAUUAAAAUUUUAUCGCAACAACACAUGGAUAUUCGCUAG
Molecule: messenger RNA, 219 nt
Organism: Adineta ricciae
Lineage: Eukaryota; Metazoa; Rotifera; Eurotatoria; Adinetida; Adinetidae
Source: the annotation of a GenBank genome assembly